CGGAGCCCGCCGGUCAGCCGCCAGCAGAAGACGCAGCGCGAGCGCCAGCUGGCGGACGCCAUACUCGACACUUGUUUCCGCAGCGGAGACAGUGUCAGCCACCCUGGCAGACCUCUUAAAGACUUCGCAGUUGCGCUGUGCCCGGCUUGUUCGUGGACUCGAUUCUGCCGGCGCCUCGAGGUCAAGGUCAAGGCGGCAGUCACUCGCCAGCCCUCCUUCGUUCAAGCAACUCCACUCGCACCACCUCCCCUUCUCCGUGCUGCACAAUUUCCUCGCGGAUUCGGACAUCGUCAUGUCCUUUGGAACACCCGUCGACAUCCUUGUCUUCGGUCUAAUCUUCCUUCUCCUGCUUGCCUUCGCAGCGGUCUGGUACGUCCUGUACAAUGGAUGGAGAUCGAGCUAUACCAUGGUGGAUACGAAUGAAGAGGUCUUGGCGCCUGAGAAAGCAAACUCGCUUCCCCGUUUCGCUGAUCAGAGUCAUCAUCAACUUUCCUUACUUUCCCUAUCUCCCUAUUCCACGUCAUCACCCGCUCCCUCCCGUUCACGCUCUUCGUCGAUACCCAUUCCUGUAAUCGUCAUCACCUCACCUUGCGGGAGCUCGCAUACGUUCACGACGGUCCCAUCGGUUUCGCCUCCGAAACUGCGCCCGCAGCCGCCAGCUGUCCCGGACCCCACCAAGUUAUCUUGGAUCCCAUGGGUGUCCAGGCCAAGGUCCCGCUCGUCCUGUCAGUCUCGUACUUCUCCGAAUCAGACCGAACCCAGGACUCAAUGUCAAGUAGGGACCGCUAACCGAGUUCGUGCUCGGCCUGCGGGUAGGAUGGGCAGAGUGAGGAGCGACAGCUUCUACGGUGGUAGGCCGAUAAUUGCCAGGGGCCCUAUACCCGUUAGGCAGCCGAGAUUUGAGGGCGGGGUUACCGUUGACAUCGGGUCAGCCAAUGCGGGGGCGUUUGAAGUCAAGAAGGGGGCACAAAUCAGUGUGGGUGGAUUGCCGACGCCGCCUGCGAGCCCGGACGCCGCCAGUUCUACCUCUGGGUUCGAGUUCAAGAUCGAAGUGCCGGAAGUAAAAGUCACGAGUGCGCCCGACGUCGACCUCGAGGUGGAGGAGAAAGUACCGGGGUCCUUCGAGGUUAUAGUACCCGUGGCCAAGCAAAUGGCUUUCAUUCCGACGCCUCCUCCAACUCCUCCUCUGGAGAAUGUACUAGUCUUACCCAGGAGGGAACGCAGGGAAAGGAAGCCAUUGAGCAUCGUGGUGUCGCCGACCCAUGCUGAUGCUGUACAACUGAAGGCAGAGAGGAGAAUAAGGGGAAAGGAGAACGCCGCGGAGAGGUGCUAAGUGGCCAGGCGGCGAAGGCAAGGCUUUAACGACCGGGACGAAUUUCAAGAAUUCUUUCGCAUGCUAUUCGCCGGACACCCUAAUCUUGCGCAAGUCUACCCUACGCCUCGCCUAAUACCGCCUCGGAUUCAAGAAAGAAAGUAUCGUACUCGCGCUGUUUCUUGUCAUCGGAUCGUAUCUCCCUCUCUGGACCCCUUCCCCUUUAUCUGUCUCUCACUUCGUCAACGUCGUCAAGCAUCAUCCAAGGCAUCAGUCACCUCAAGAACUCAAAUGUAUCUUAGGCCGUCCUCGCACUGUAUCAAAAGCAAUAUCACCUCAAGACUAAUUCCUCGUUGCUUUGCCCUGCUCUCAAGAUCGGCUCGCUCGCCCCCUGCUCUGUCAUCCUGUACAUCAUACCUCGCAAUUGCUGUACCGGCAUCCACCCCCGCAUUCGCAUUCAUCCCCGUUCCCCCCGUCCACCUCAGCACUACCACCUGUACAUAUCCCCCUCGCAUUUGGAAGCCGUGUACAGCAUACCCUGCGUCUCUGUAUCCAGAGGCACUCCACAUUCGUUUGGAAUUCAUGUUUCGACUAUACUACUCCCCGCCUUCCCGACUUUACACCACUCUUGAAUCCUGAGUCGUCUACCUCGCUUGUUAUGCGAGGUCGGCGACGUGGCAGGUGGGAGAGGGAAGAUGAAGGGAGGAAUAAUCGCAUCGCGGACUCUAUUUUGCUUCUCUUGUUUGUUUGUUUGCUUGACGGACGUUGACCCGGUUAUUGGAUUUGCAGUUCCCCGUAUCUAUUCUGUAGAGAUGGGUGCGGGAAUACGGGCUACAUACAUAACAGUUAUGAAUACGCCUCUCGGUAGAGUAGAAGAGUAUAAUUGUGGUGCGUAGGUAUCCGCUUAAUUAAUUGAAUGUUUAUUCUCGGGC
Molecule: messenger RNA, 2244 nt
Organism: Gloeophyllum trabeum ATCC 11539
Lineage: Eukaryota; Fungi; Basidiomycota; Agaricomycetes; Gloeophyllales; Gloeophyllaceae
Exons: 3
Coding region: 293-1333 (346 amino acids)
Source: RefSeq, a predicted model, not a curated record